Molecule: messenger RNA, 726 nt
Organism: Spirometra erinaceieuropaei
Lineage: Eukaryota; Metazoa; Platyhelminthes; Cestoda; Diphyllobothriidea; Diphyllobothriidae
Source: the annotation of a GenBank genome assembly
AUGGAGGAGGACAGUGAAGACAGGCGCUGCGGUCUACGAAGCCAACCGCAUCGCUGCCGCCAAAGCGAAACGCGAAGCCCGCAAAUCAAAACUUUGCCCAGUACGCAACGCCGCCGCACAACCGCUUCCAACGUGUCCUUGAUGUCAACGGACAUUCCGGGCUCGAAUCGGACUUGUUGGACAUCUUCGAAUCAACUGCGCCUCUCGAACUGCACCAAUUAUCGUCCCCCCGCCGCCGAAUCCUCCUCCUCUCCGCCGCCACCUAACUCUGACAAUUCUUCUGAACCACCACUCUCAUCCUCCUCCACUGCCCCAACGACGGCCGCUCAGGCGACUGUCACGCGCGCAAAAACGGACACCAUCACCACCUCCCCCGACUCCAGCGAUGACGAUCAGGACUACACCUGCCCUCACUGCGACCGCACCUUCACCUCACGCAUCGGCCUGGUCGGUUACUUGCGAAUCCAUCGCACAGAGACUGGUGAACCAGUGCCUGAGCACCAACCUACACCCACCGCACUCGCCUCCACUGCCCACACUGUCCACACUGCCCUCGCAUCUUCAGUCAUCGCAUGGGUCUAUUCGGCCACAUGCGCAUUCACGAGAGCGGAAUUGACCACAAUUCCGACACACCAACCACAUCCAACACACCCACCACGCCCAGUCCCACCCUCGCUCCAUCGCCCCGCACGGCGAUCACCACCACCAUCACCGCGUCCUGCGUAG